Messenger RNA from Akanthomyces muscarius, 753 nucleotides. RefSeq lists its product as uncharacterized. The record is from RefSeq and is a predicted model, not a curated record. The coding region runs from base 1 to 753 and encodes 250 amino acids. Lineage: Eukaryota; Fungi; Ascomycota; Sordariomycetes; Hypocreales; Cordycipitaceae. The transcript has a single exon.
AUGAAGCAUCUCAUUGUUGCCUCGCUCGCCGCGACGGCGCUCGCGGCCGGCUUCCCUGGCCGAGAGCACGAUCCCAAAACCAUCAAGUCAUGCAUUGACUGGUACGACAACUACAAUGAAAAGACCUGCGAGGACGUCCGCUCCUACUACCGCAUCACGCCCGAGGACUUUCACACGUGGAACCCGUCCAUCGGCACCGACUGCAAGCCUUGGCUGCCCAUCUCCUACUGCGUCCUGACGAAGGAGAAGUGGGAAGAGUACCAGAAGAACCACACGACAACGACCACGACCACUACUCCCGCGCCGACGAGCACCUCGACCCUGGGCCCGACCCCCACGGCCUGGCGGGAGCGAGGCUGCUACGCCGACAGCAACAAGGAUGCUCGCGUUAUGGACAAGCUCGUCAGCCCCGAGGGCGGCGAUGCGAAGCUCACCUUGAAGACGUGCGAGGAUGGCUGCUAUCGCAAGGGCUACAAGUUUGCGGGUGUCGAGAACGGCAACCAGUGCUGGUGCAGCUCGUCCAUCGCGGGCGAGUGGGCCAGCGAUCAGAACGAGUGUAACAUGCCUUGCGCCGGUGACGGCAAGGUUAUUUGUGGUGGCAAAGAACGUGUCUUUGUGUAUGAGGCUCAGUAUGCUGACCCUUCUCGCCCCAUUACUACUACUGGCACCAUCUCUUCUACUACCACUACCACUGUCGCUACUCCAGCCUCUUCAAAGAAGAGCACGGGAAGCACCUCGUCCCCGCGUUUAUGA